UGAACACCAACGCCAUCUCCAAGAACACCUCCUCUAUCGCUGCCCCUGUCAUCCCUGAAACCAAGGAGGCGUACGCGCAGCUCGAGGAGCAACUAGCCGCCGUCAAGGCCGCCUAUGGCCAUCCGGUGACCUGGGAGAAAAUCGUUCACCUCGACCUAAAGAUCGCUCCUCGUCAAUUGAUCGGACACCUUCUGCCACCAUCCCCGGCUCGGGUGACAUUGCGCGACUCAGCAACAAAUCAUGGAGCCGUCUUCGCCUUCGCCUCCGUUUUCGCCGCAUCGCCUCUCGCCGAUCCUCCUAGAUUGGCAACUUCGGCGGCGCAUGCAUACGUCCGACUCCCUGCUGGCCGCCCAUUUAAAGUCUUCAGCGAUGCUAGCACUGCCUGGGAUAACCCCGAAUCUGCUCACCAGGUCGACCAGGCGAUUAACCCUGACGGCAUGUUCCCCUGGACGUUCGGGAAUUACGUCAAGCGAUAUCUUCGAGAAUUGCAGAGGCAGUAAC
Cyclocybe aegerita is the source of this 501-nucleotide messenger RNA. The record is from the annotation of a GenBank genome assembly. NCBI's taxonomy places the organism in Eukaryota, Fungi, Basidiomycota, Agaricomycetes, Agaricales, Hemipholiotaceae.